AUGGGUUCUAAUAUCGAGAAUUCUCUCUACGAUUUCUAUCAUCACCCAAGCUCUUUCAUUACUUCUCCAACUUCACCCGAAGCCUUUGGUGUUAAAGUAAUUCCGCGUCAAUACCCAUGGUCAUUUACACAUGAACGCGGUAUUAGUAGCACCGAAGAAGCCUUCGAGGGCUCUGAUAAACAAAGGGUUGUGCGCUUUAGAGAUAAGCUUAUCGAAGAAGACGAGACAGAAUCUUUUUUUCAGUCAAUAACUCCAGAAAGUGCAAGCAGCAGGCUAAUACGUACACCAAGUGCACUCUAUAAAGAAUCCAUUUUAGCACAAACAACACCUAAAAAGAGAACACCGUCUUCUUCUUCACGAGUCAUACCGACAUCAAACACCUCUUCCUCCAAUGCGUCAUCCUCUUCCUUUCUAUCUGAUAAUCUUUCUCCAAUUGGUUUGCGUAAUCUAACUACUCCAUCUUUCUUGAGAACCCCUCCUUCAAUGUACCACACUUCUUAUUCUCAACAAUCAUCAUCACUGAGAGACAACAACACAUUUGCUAAUCUGAAGCGUCCAUCACAGCUCUCACUCUCGCGAUUUGAUGAAAAAGUCAGAUUGAAGGAAAUUCCUUCGAUAAUGACAAACUUUGACCCGGAUAAAGAUAAAAAAUUUUAUGGUCAAGCUGUGGGAAUUUACAAGAGUUUCAGUAGAAAUCUCAAUGACAAUGAUGAUGGUGGUGAUGAUAAGCAUAAGCAACGCGAGCUAAUAUUAUAA
Messenger RNA from Ambispora leptoticha, 756 nucleotides. The record is from the annotation of a GenBank genome assembly. NCBI's taxonomy places the organism in Eukaryota, Fungi, Glomeromycota, Glomeromycetes, Archaeosporales, Ambisporaceae.